Messenger RNA from Coniophora puteana RWD-64-598 SS2, 2310 nucleotides. Its product is annotated as ARM repeat-containing protein. The transcript is spliced from 11 exons. Gene Ontology annotation, molecular function: RNA binding. Lineage: Eukaryota; Fungi; Basidiomycota; Agaricomycetes; Boletales; Coniophoraceae. Gene Ontology annotation, cellular component: 90S preribosome; preribosome, small subunit precursor; nucleolus. The coding region runs from base 1 to 2310 and encodes 769 amino acids. Gene Ontology annotation, biological process: endonucleolytic cleavage to generate mature 5'-end of SSU-rRNA from (SSU-rRNA, 5.8S rRNA, LSU-rRNA); ribosomal small subunit export from nucleus; endonucleolytic cleavage in 5'-ETS of tricistronic rRNA transcript (SSU-rRNA, 5.8S rRNA, LSU-rRNA). The record is from RefSeq and is a predicted model, not a curated record.
AUGCCCCAGGAGAACAGGAAACGCGGAAAGAAACAUAAGAAGUCUGAAAAACAACAGGAAGAAACAUUCUCCUCUUUCCAGGAACCAGCUCCGGAGCAAAACGAGUCUUGGAUUAUACCAGCUGCGAAACCAGAUGCAGACUUGGAGGCUCCAUUCGGUUACGUUGAUGCCGACAUCAAGGCUUACUUCAGAAAUGUUGACGAACAAUUACGAAACUGGCAGCAAGAUGGGACAAGCGUAGACCAAGGAGAUGAGGUUGAUCCGAAUGAGGAACGACGCAUUUUCUUCCUUGCUGCUUUGUCGGAGAUGUCUGGAAACGAGAAACAACUCGCGACAGAUCCUGACUGUUCUGUCAUUUUGGAACGCAUGAUACACUCCAUGGAUGAUUUUGUGCGGAGAGUAUUUAUUGACAGCCUGACUGGCUCGUUUAAUAUCCUCCUGAAGCACCGUUUUGCGUCGCAUGUCUGUCAAACCUUGUUUACCACUGCAAAUGCUACAGUAUCCCGAGAGUCUCGGGGAUUCAUCGCCACUCAAACAAAUGCUGAUAAAGGGGAGCUUCGAACCUUAACCCGGUUAUUACUCGACAUAUGUGAGGAAAUACGACCCGAUCUCCCGGCCUUAAUCAUGGAUUCAUUUGCAUCGCAUGCCCUACGUGCAAUGCUCCUACUCCUUGCGCCUACGAUACCAUUGUGCACAGAGAAUUCCGCCAUUAUGCGCUCGAAGAAGAGUUCAGUUUGGAAGGCCAAGCAAGGAGCCAUGAAACCACUAUUUGGCAUUGAUAGCGAUUCGACGGCGGCACGAAGAGCAGCUCCACAAGAGCACCUUGUUGCUGCCAGGUCGCUUGUCGACACGCUGAGAAAUCAAAUGGAUGCAAACGAAGUUCGGUCCCUUGCAGCUAACACAGUUGCGAGUCCCACAUUGCAGAUAUUUCUUGAAAUUGAAGCCCAGGUCGGUAACACAAUAGAUAACGAUUCGCUGUUGGAUCGUGUGUUGUUUGGUUUAGUCAGCCAUGCUAACAAAGAUCCAGACGCCCCUCUAGAAGCAUCCGACUAUGUAGUUACACUCUUUCGUGAUACUACAGCUUCGCACCUCCUCGAAGUUGCGAUGAGAUGCUGCAAGGGCACACAAUUCGACCUUUUUUGGUCUACUUACUUGAAGGGAAAGUUCUCCCGACUGUCAGUACACCCAGUAGCCAACUUUGCCAUUGCAAGGGCUCUGGGGAUGUCAAAUUCGGACCAGCUUCUAGAAGCAUUAUCAGAACUGCAGGGGAGCUGGAGCAAAAUGUUGAAGGAUGGUCGCAUAGGUGUUCUUAAAGCUGCCGUCGAGAGGUCUGCGGUGUCAGAGAUGGCGCUGAAGGAAACCAUUAAGGUGAAAACAUGUAAGUUAUUGUAUGAAUCCAUACUGACUCCGGACAGGCAGUGUGCACAACUUUUCAACUCUCCGAAGCCCUGGAAGAUCAGAAGUGCCUUGUCCCUUGCAUACUCGAAGCCGUCAGAAUCCACUGACACGCACUCGGAUGCUUCCAAGUCUGAGCACAAGCGUCGGCAUGGGUUAGAAUCCAAUGUUCAGGGCGCCCUCCUGCUGCAAUCAAUGCUUCGAUUACCGCAUCCUCACAACGCUCUGCCUAUCGAAAGCAUUCGGUCAUUACCGAUUGAAGGGCUUCUACACCUGGCGCAUAAUCCUACUAGUUCAAGAGUACUUGACGUGUUCCUGGAAGCAGCCUCUGUGCCGUUCCCCGCUAAGAGAGGCUUAGUUAUGUCCUUCAUAGGACAUUAUCAUAUGCUCGUCGACGAUCGCAUAGGAAGCAGAGUCGGAGAUCGUUGCUGGAAUUUUGCGGACCCUUAUCUCAAGGAGAAGAUCGCUCGCUCUCUCAUCCCCCAAGAACAAUUCUUGACGGCGUCGUAUUACGGCAAGUUCUUUGCGCGUAACCUGAACCUGUAUCUUCUGCAAAAACGGCCCCAAGAAUGGAAAGACGCGCAGGCGCGAAAGAAGACCACUCUGAGCGCGACGCACUCAGCAAAGAUAGGGGAGUCUAAAGUGGAGGAGGCGGCGGCCCCAAGCAACGCGGUUGAUGCACCCAUUACACCCGAGCGAAAAACAAAGCGAAAGCGCACAGACGUCGAGGAUGAAAUAUCAGCCGUGUUCGACACAGCGCUGGGUAAAAAGGUCAAGAAAGGCUCCGCAAAAAGCAUAUCGCCUUCGACUCGCAUUCUCGAUGCCACACCUAACGACCUUGAUGGCAUCAUGGACGCUAUCAAAAGGGCACCUAGUACCGAGAAAUCGACCCAUGGUAAAAAGCAGAAAUCAUGA